AUGGUCCAAGAAGGUAGGGAACAAACCCUGAUUUGUUGAGCUCCCAAAAACAUUGAUAUUUUGGGCAAAUCACCCGAUCAGUCAUAUUGAAACACAACAGCAUGGGGAUCGUAUAAAGUUUGAUUGACCACUUAUAAUCUCCCCAAAAUAAACUAAGAAAUUGAAAUUUAAUGUAGGUGGCCACCUCUGGCAAAAUCAAGUCCAUUUUGGCACGAGUGUUACAUCAAGUGGACGCGGAAGUUUCAUUACAAAUUUUACAUGCUUAAUAAAUAUUAAAAAGUACAAAAUCUAACAUAAUUCCAAUUCACGAACUUGAUGACCCUCAGACCUCUAUUUUCCCACCGACAGGCAUCCCCCCCCCGCCUGUAAUUCGUAAUAAGGUAUUACAAUCUUGAUUUCAUACCACACCAGAUGUCCCUGGUUUGGAGCUGAUGUAAUUUGCCCCGCGUUGUUUUCUUUUUCGCCAUCGUUUCCAUAUUUUUCAGGUGUAGAUUAUCACUGUUACCGCUUGGAUCAGGGUGGAUUGUGGUCCCAAAAUCUUGGACAAACUGCUGUGACUAACAAGGAUGGAAAGGGAAGCGAGAUUACUGAUCCAAGAAAAGCGGUCCCCCUGCCUUAGGGUCCACAGUACAAAUUUGUCACUUUUAUGAAGAUCUUUACCAAUAUUAUUGAUGGUUAAAUUACACCACCUUAGUCAGAUUGAUUUUCAACGAAACAUUUGCCGCAUCUAAACUUCUGCAUCAUAAGAGGUUAUUUUCUUUCUUGCAAUUCAGUUAAGUAGUGACUCAUAUUUUGAUGAAUUACUCUUAAAUUUAGAAAGUUCUUUUUUCCCCCAUUUUUGAAAAAUCAUGCGAGUAUUGAAUUAUUUUUCAUAGAUUCAGGGUGUCCAAAAAUAUGUUUUACAUGUCAAUUUUUUUAAAGUUUUAUUUCUUUCCCUAGAAUAUGUUUGCCAUGCACAGCGAAUGGUGACAUGUCAAUUUUUCUAUAGUUUUAUUUCUCGGGUUUUAUCCAUUUUCUUGCAAGUUUUAAAAACAAAAGUAUCACGUUUACGUUGACUUUUCUUGAUGCAGUGUAAAUGGAUUCAUUAUCAUUGUG
Molecule: messenger RNA, 1095 nt
Organism: Pocillopora meandrina
Lineage: Eukaryota; Metazoa; Cnidaria; Anthozoa; Scleractinia; Pocilloporidae
Source: the annotation of a GenBank genome assembly